This is a messenger RNA of Xyrauchen texanus (razorback sucker), 3508 nucleotides long. Its product is annotated as NLR family CARD domain-containing protein 3-like. Gene Ontology annotation, molecular function: protein binding. The transcript has 8 exons. Lineage: Eukaryota; Metazoa; Chordata; Actinopteri; Cypriniformes; Catostomidae. Bases 191 to 3151 code for a protein of 986 amino acids. The record is from RefSeq and is a predicted model, not a curated record.
CGAUCUGAAGUUCUUCUUGCAGGAAGAAGAAGAACUGCACUUGUGUUUGUUAGUUACAGUCACUUACAGGAAAUGAUGAAACCGAAAGGAAACCUGCACAGAUGAAGCGACGCCAUUUCAGUGUUCACACGAUCAUAAAUCGCACUUUACAUUUCCUUGCAGGUGUAAAAUCAACAUUUUAAAUGCUGUCAUGACCUCCAGAAAGAUUCUCUCUGGAGAAAGUCACACAAACACCAUGAAAAGUGAACCCAGCUGUGUGUCCAUGAAGAGUGACGGGUCAAUGAAUGAUCCACCUGUCUUCAGUUCAGGAGCCCCUUGUGUUGAUGUGAGUGUGAAUAGAGAUGAUGUGACUGGAGACCUGCAGCAGGAGUCUCAUCCACCAGUAGAUGAUGUUCUUCAGAGAGUCAAAGACAAACACAAAACCAGCAUGAAGAACAAGUAUGAGAGCUUAUUUGAGGGAAUACAAGAGAAUCAAACCCUGCUGAACAGCAUUUACACACUGCUCUACAUCAUAGAGGGAGAGAGUGAAGGGGUGAAUGAAGAACAUGAGGUUUUACACAUGGAGAAAACACCCAGAACUCAACACAUACAUGACACUGCAAUCUACUGCAAUGACAUCUUUAAACAUGAACCAAGAUGUGUGGAGAAGAGAACAGACAAAAUAAAGACUGUUCUUACUAAAGGCAUCGCUGGAAUUGGAAAAACAGUCUCAGUGCAGAAGUUCAUUCUGGACUGGGCAGAGGGAAAAGCCAAUCAGGAUGUAGAUUUCAUGUUUGUGCUUCCAUUUCGAGAGCUGAACUUGAUUAAAGAUGAGCCGUACAGUCUUCACAAGCUUCUGCUGGACUUUCAUCCAGAACUUCAUGAUCUGGACUCAAAGAUUUAUGAUCAGUGUAAACUUGUGUUCAUCUUUGAUGGUCUGGAUGAAAGCAGAAUUAAACUGGAGUUUUCAGACAGUGAGAAAGUUCCUGAUGUGACUGAGACUUCAUCAGUGGGUGUGUUGAUGUCAAACCUCAUCAAAGGAGAUCUGCUUCCCUCUGCUCUCAUCUGGAUCACCUCCAGACCAGCAGCAGCCAAUCAGAUCCCCUCCAAAUACAUCAAGCGUGUGACAGAGAUUCAGGGAUUCAAUGACCCUCAGAAGGAGGAAUAUUUCAGGAAGAGAAUCAGUGAUGAACAUCAAGCCAGCAGAAUCAUCUCACACAUUAGAAGAGCAAGAAGCCUCCACAUCAUGUGCCACAUUCCAGUCUUCUGUUGGAUCUCAUCCACUGUGCUUCAAAACAUCCUGAAACAAGAUGACAGUGCAGAAAUCCCUCAAACGCUGACUGAAAUGUACAUCCACUUCCUGCUCAUUCAGAUCAAUAUGAGGAAUCAGAAGUAUGAAAAUAGAGAUCCAGAGAAACUGAAGAAGGAUAAAAAGAGAAAAAAGAGAUGUCUGAAGAAACUUCUGCAGUCCAACAGAGAAGUAAUUCUGAAACUUGCUGAACUGGCUUUGAAACAGCUGAUGAAGGGCAAUAUCAUGUUCUAUGAGGAGGACCUGAAAGAGAGCGGCAUAGAUGUCACAGAUGCCUCAGUGUAUUCUGGGAUUUGCACUGAGAUCUUUAAGGAGGAAUCUGUGAUUCAUCAGAGGAAAGUCUUCUGCUUCAUUCAUCUGAGUUCUCAAGAGUUUCUAGCUGCUCUAUACUUGUUUUACCAUUAUGUAAUCAAAAGUGUUGACACAUUGCAGUUUUUCGAUGUAGUACACAGUCUGCAUACGAACACUGUAGAUAAAGCCCUUCAGAGUGCAAAUGGACAGCUGGAUCUUGUCCUCCGAUUCCUGCUGGGCAUAUCACUGGAGUCCAAUCAGAAACUUUUACAGGAUCUACUGACACACACAGAACACAGCUCAGAGAGCAUCAAGAAAACCUCACAGUACAUUAAAGACAAAAUCAAGAAUGGCAAACAUCUCUCCACUGAAAGAUCCAUCAAUCUGUUGCUGUGUCUGCUGGAGAUGAAAGAUCUGACUCUGUACAGAGAGAUUCAGAAGUUUGUGAAAUCAGACAAACACGCAGAGGAGAAACUCUCUCCUGCUCAAUGUUCAGCGAUCGCCUACAUGCUUCAGAUGUCAGAGGAGGUGCUGGAUGAGCUGGACCUGAAGAAAUACAACACAUCAGAUGAGGGCAGAAGACGACUGAUACCAGCUGUGGGCAACUGCAGAAAAGCUCUUCUGCCUGUUUGUAAUCUCACUGGUCAGUGCUGUGAAAUUGUGGCCUCAGCUCUACAAUCAUCAAACUCCCUGAGAGAGCUGGACCUGAGUAACAAUGACCUGCAGGAUUCAGGAGUGAAGCUGCUCUCUGAUGGACUGAAGAUUACAACCUGUACACUGGAGAUACUGAGAUUAUCUGGAUGUAUGGUGACAGAAGUUGGCUGUUGUUAUCUGGCUUCAGCUCUGAGAUCAAACCCCUCACACUUGAUAGAGCUGGAUCUGAGCUACAAUCACCCAGGAGAAUCAGGAGUCAAGCUGCUCUCUGAGAGACACAACGAUCCAAAAUGCUCACUGGAUGCACUUAAAGUAGAUCACGGAGGAGAGUUCAUGAUUACAGCAGGACUACACAAAUAUUUCUGUGAUCUCACACUGGAUUCAAACACAGCACACACUGAACUCGUUCUGUCUGAGGGGAACAGGAAGGUGACAUGUGUGAGAGAGUGUCAGUCAUAUCCGGAUCAUCCAGAGAGAUUUGAUGUGUAUCAUCAGGUUCUGUGUCGAGAGAGUCUGACUGGACGCUGUUACUGGGAGACUCAAUGGAGUGGAAAUGGUUCUGAUAUAUCAGUGUCUUAUAAAGGAAUCAGCAGGAAAGGAGGAAGUUAUGACUGUUGGUUUGGAUUCAGUGUAAACUCCUGGAGUCUGUGCUGCUCUGAUGACAGAUUCACUGUCUGUCACAAUAAAAACAGAACUGUCAUACGCCCCCCUUCACACGGCUGUAAGAGAGUCGGAGUGUAUGUGGACUGUCCGGCUGGCACUCUGUCCUUUUACAGCGUCUCUGACACACUCACACACUUACACACAUUCAUCAGCACAUUCACUGAACCCCUCUAUGCUGGAUUUAGAGUUUAUUCUGAUUCCUCAGUGUGUCUGUGUAAAUCAGAUACACACACACACACACAACUGGGUGAGUGAAAUAUACUCACCAUAUCUCACAUCAACUCCAAACUCUUUCUAGACAUCCUUUAUGAAUUGUCAAAUAAACAAAAUCUCUCAUCAACUAGAUUUACAGUGAGUCAUUGAGUCCAUAUUUCUCUUUUUAAUUUUAAAAAACACUGCCUUUAUUGAAUAUGUCUGUGACAUUCAGCUGUAGUUUAUUGAAAUUCAAACACUGUAACAUACAGUAGAAUAAAUAUUUUAGGGAGGUUAGUUAAACAUACAGUUAUGCUCAACAUGAAAUGGUAACACUUUAGAAUAUUGUUACUUCAUUAACUGGUAACUAUGAAGGACAAAUGAGUAGUACUGCAAUGUCUGGAUGGAAGUCACGAGAGC